Messenger RNA from Glossina fuscipes, 1600 nucleotides. RefSeq lists its product as uncharacterized. Gene Ontology annotation, molecular function: DNA binding. Bases 113 to 1030 code for a protein of 305 amino acids. The record is from RefSeq and is a predicted model, not a curated record. Lineage: Eukaryota; Metazoa; Arthropoda; Insecta; Diptera; Glossinidae. The transcript is spliced from 2 exons.
GUGCGGUACAAGGUUUUGCUGACGCGUUAAAAGCUUUUCUCAACUGAUUAAUUGUCUUUUUACUGUUAUUAUUAGUUUCCUUCAAUACUUAAUAAGCGAUUUGAGAUAUAGUAUGGCCUCGCCAAAUGAUUAUAGAACACGCAAUAUUUUAAGUUUAGAAGAACGUGUACAAGUUUGCAAAGAAUAUGAACGUUUACUCUCAUUGGGUAAUAGUCCCAGUUACCAAAGUUUGGCGAAAAAAUUCGAAUGCAGCUCUAAGCAAAUUAAGAAUAUAUUGUUAAAUAAAAAUAAUAUAUUGCAAUCGUUUGAGAAUUACAAUCCAGAUGCGCCUUGCAAAGAUGAGAUACAACAGAGGCGUAAAGAGAAAAUCGAAUUUUUGGGCAAAGUUAUGUACGAGUAUCUAGAACGUGCCGUAUAUAAUGGCUUCUCGAUCACCGAACAGAAAGUACGCUGGAAAGCGGUAGAAGUAAAAGAAUGCAUAGCAGUGGAGAAUUUUAAUUUAACUGAUGCAUGGCUAUCACAUUUCCAAAAGCUAUACAAUAUACCAAGUUUUGAUUUAGAUGCGCUGCGCAAUAAUAUGUGUAUUAGCGAAGCGAAACGACCGUAUUUAAAUGCCAUCGAUAUGAUACAGUAUGUUAGUAGAAAAGAACAACAACAAUUAAAGGAUGCAGCCGAACAAAAUGACAUGUGCAGUAAUGAUAAUUCAAUGUCCGAAGGGCACGAAGAAACAAACGAGGGAACCCGUGUAGUUUAUGUCAACGAUGAGAACGAUGAUGAUGAUAAUAAUGAUGGUGAAGUUAAAGCGUUUAAUAACUUAUCGCAGCAGCAUAUUAAUGGCCAGCCGUUAGAGAAAAUGACGGGAUCUUUAAAGCGUAGCUUAAGUCCAUUGCCAGAUAUUGAAUCUGUAGAGGAUGCCUUAAGGCAUAUUAAAGCAUUGGAGGAGUACGCAAUGCUUCGAGAUAAUUAUCGAGCAAUCGGUUUAUUAACUCAAUUAGAAGAUAUAUUUAAGAAGCAAAUUCGCAAAAUGUGAAGAACCAUUUUUGAACGCAAAGGCAUAAGGCACAUUUUAAAAUGAAUAUUCCUUUUUUUUUUUUUCUUAAUUUUUUUUUUCCUUUUGUUUUUUCUCUGUACAUAUCCAAAUGUAGAGAAAGUGGAGAAUCACAGUCUUUUUGUUUAUUUGUUUCAAACAGAGUUGCAUUUUAUAUACAAAAAUCCAAUAGCAGCUGAUUCUGCUUAAGGAACUUUUAGUGAAUUAAAAAAUUUUACUCAAAAAAGCAAGCAAAACUAAUAGAAAAUGUUGAACGCAUUGUUUUAAAUGUGUUAACAAACAAACAAGCACAUGUGUGCUCCUUUUGUAACAUUCCUCAAGAAAUGUCUACCAUUGCAUACAAUAUUAAUAAAUAAAUUUUAUUUAUAUAAACUUUUUUUAUAUAUUAUUUACCUUGCAUUGUUAUUAACAACUUUACACAUAGAUUAUGCUUACAUAUGGAAUCAAAAGUUGGUUUAUCAACACAUUCUUCGAAGGCAUUCGUUCGUUUAUAAUUAAGAAGUGGGAGAGAGAGAGAGAAAGAAGAACAGCAUACACGUAUUAAAACGAACU